Phlebotomus argentipes is the source of this 5560-nucleotide messenger RNA. It is a transcript of the gene tinc, whose product is annotated as protein tincar. Lineage: Eukaryota; Metazoa; Arthropoda; Insecta; Diptera; Psychodidae. The record is from RefSeq and is a predicted model, not a curated record. The transcript has 12 exons.
AAGUUGAGUGUUGUGCCGUGAGGACGUGCAUUCGCCGCUCUCGCCAGUGAGAUUGCACUCUGUUCUGGUGCAUUUUCACCACUCUGGAUUCUGACUGAUUGCCUCUAUCGAGGGACUUUAGAGUGACUCCUUUUUUUUACUGUGCCAGCACUUGUGAUAGAGAAACUCUGUGUUUCCGUGCAUUUUUCCAUCAUCAUCAGGAGUGAAUGCGUGUUUUCCGUUCGCGCGGCUCAAUCAUUCAAUUCUCAGCGCGGAGUUGCACAGCAUAAACUGCCAUCGAGUGAAACCGCUGGAAAAGGCCCCACUUUCCCUUUGCCGCAGAGUCAGUGUCGACACGAAGGUGAACAGAAAGGAGAAACACCUGACUGUGCGGUCCUUGACUGGUGGUGGAAAUUGGCUGAGAAAUUGCCAUCAUAAUGCAGAAGCUGCGAGAACAAAUGACACUCAUCAUUCCGUAUACUUAAUGCUCUGAGAUCGACGUAUCAAGAAGACUGCGAAGAGACUGAUAUGGCUGUCGAGGAUUGCCAGUGAAACGAAGGAUAAGGAAAGGAUUCAGCGCGCACUAUUCAUUUUCACCCAAUCAUCCGCACAUUGAAUCCCAUCACAAGCAAUGUCUAUCACGGGAUCUCUGGUUGGUUACGAGAAUAACAAUGAGAUUAGUGGCAAGAAGAAUCGCUCACUGCUCAACAUCACAAACACCUCCAAGCAAUGUCCAAGUCUGAACUCUAGCAUAAGCAACAGUGUCGUCACAUCAUCUAGCGCCAGGUAAAUUCCACUUCGCAAGAAACUCUCGUCGAACGGGAGACGCUGCCACUUCAAUUCGCUCUGGUCCAUUUGGUAUGGCGUUCUCAUGACGCUGAUGACGGGAUAUCUCGCUGUUCAGGGUGCUCAUCGAUUUCUAGUUUGUUCACUGUUACAAUGGAAAUUGGAUGCACCAUCCGUCGAAUUAAAUAUACAAAUUAUCCUUUGCGGCUUCGUCUUCCUCCUGCUGCCCAUCUUCUUCGUCACCACAAUCUUCAAGAUCGGAAAUCUCGCCAAUGAUGGCAUCAAGCUGGCGAGCGGAGCAGGAAGGUGCUCCGUGGAGCCACCGGAUGGUCUUGAGGAGGAGGCAAAAGGCGGGACGCUGAGGGCUCUGUGGACUCACGGUGGACCAACUUCGGCAUUUCUGCACGUCGUGGCAGCUCUGGCCCUCCUCGUGCCGCGUCUUCUGCUCGAGGCACGCAUGAUUGAGAACGGAUUAUUGCCAAAAGAUCACAUUUGGCGCACCGAAUUGGACUUUCUCGUGACGCAUCGGGAUCGAUUAGUCAUUCUGUCCUUUAUGACAUCACCGUAUCAGAACAACACCCCGGAUGGCGAGUCAUUAAUCACGGCGGAGUUUCAGGGCUCUGUUCUCGAUGAGACACACUUGAUUGAGAAAUUUGGCACCAUUGACGACGAGGAUGACUUUAUUGACAGCCACGGCGUGAUGACGACGUCGGAAGUGCCAGAGGAACGACUUCCGGCCAGCUCCACGCACCAAACCACCGUGGAAGUGGGCCGCAGAGGUCGCAACAGAGGCGGCCACAGGUCCAGACUUGAGGCAUAUCGCAACAGAAAGCAGAAGGGCAGCAGGAAGGACAACAUCGACGAUGUUGACGUGAAUCUGGAGCUAAAGCCCGAGAAGCCUGUGCCAUUUGAGAGGCUGAACAACUACGAUGGCGGCACGGUGUUCGAGGGCAAGGGCAGAAAGCCACAGCGCAAGGGUGGCAAAGACAGCAAUAUCCAUAUUGUGAAGCCCGAAAAGGUGCCCGAGGGCUACUUGCCAUCCACGCCAAUGACCACCAACUCCAAGAUCAUCGAAAUUAAGGCCAAUUCGAGGAAUGCAUCGAGGAGAGCGAAGCGCAGUGAUGUGGUUAUUCAGCCAUCGCCACUGAUUGGCGCCAUUCCGAUGAACAUCACCCUUUUGGAGGGUGGAAAUGGCUUCAUCGUGGAUUUCCUGCAGAAGCUGUUCGGCGUGUCCGCGGGCAAGGAGAGCUCCGAUCCGCAAAAGUGGAUCUCUCUGCCCAGCCUGGAGUUUCUCAAUCUCGCCAUUGCCAUCAUGAUUUGGUCUGUACGCUAUCCGGCCGUCUUCUGGGGCACCAGCAAGUCCUUCGCCAUGAUCUUCAGCAUUCAGAUGUUGGCGAACGGCGUGACAAUCCUCCUGGACUUCAUUGGAUGCUCUGUGCUGUACAAGCUGGAGAUGCUAGAGCCGCCGCCGCCCCUCAGAUCGCCCGGAUUGCUCCUCAACGCCACCGUGACCGUCUCGCUCUUCAUCCUGUCCACCAUCCUGAUCAUGUCCUCCUCGCUGGUCCUCUACCUCUACGGCCACGGGAAGUUGGCGACGAAGAUGCGCGAGAGGAAGGUGAUCUCGACCAAGAGCGGCGACACUUGGUCUUACUUCGCGCACUGUGCUUCGCUGUGCUACGUCUUGGCGCUGUCCGUGGCCAAGGCGCCAAUCCUCCACGAUCUCAGCACAACGUACAAGGGAAGCCUGGACAGGGCUGUAUUUGUUUCCGCUCUUGGAUCGGUUGUGCAUCUGUUCCUGUGGAUCAUGCUGUGGCUCACGCUGACGGCCAAGCGCCGCUGGGCCUUUAAGCUGCCGCCGCUGGAGCAUGGCGCGGCCAAGGGCGCCGCUGAGCCGUUGCUGCUGGCCGCCCAUCGCGGUGGCAGCGUGAUGGCCGGCGCCCCGGGCCAGAGUCUGCUCGCCAACAGCGGCAGCGCCGCCGAGGAGACCAUCUACUGGCCGAAGCUCACGCCCAGCUCGCCGAAGCUCAAAGUCACCUUCAAUGAAGUUCCGAGUACGUCGCCCGCGCAAAUUGUGGGUGCUGAACACGACGGCAAGCGCAAUAAGGGCCGUGGAGCCGCGCUAUGUGUCGCCCCUCUUGCGGGGGAGGCUGAUGACGGAGAUUACGCCACCUUAAGAGGGCCCACGGGGGACCUUCUGCACCUCAGCGACUUGUCCGCGCACUGCGACAUGACGGAUGACAACACAUCGGAAGAGGGCAAGUUGCUGGAGAGUGUCCGCGAUGAUAGCGUUACCUAUGCUUCCACGAGAGAUCUCGAGCCGCCAAUUGAGCAGAUGGUCAGUCCCUUGGCGCCAGUCACUGUCACGGUGCACACCAACGAAGCACACAUAACAUCGAGCUCAACGCCGCGAUGCUUGCGACGAGCCGACUCUGGCGUGCCCAACGAGGCGCUGACUCCUCGCUCCGACACCACGUCCACUGAGGAGUCUGCGUCUCCGCCGGACAGAGCGCCCUCGGAGACCUCCAGCGGCGUGCACUCCGGCGAGGAGCGCGAGCUGGCGGAGGUGGUGAUCAGGCCGCGUCCCGGCGGCGCUGCGGCCAAGGUGGCGGCCAAGCCCGUGCCGCCGGCCAUCGAGGAGGAGCCCUUCGGCCGCUCCACGAACAUGCGAAUGUCCAGCUUCGCUGCGGACGGCCUGCGCGCCAGCAGCGCCACGCUGCCGCUCACCAGGGCGAUCUCCGAGCCGCCGAUGACUGAGUAUCCGCACUGCAGCACCAUGCCGCUGCCCAUGGGCUGCCACCAGCAAAUCCAGGGCCUGCGCCAGCACAGCAUCACGCCCAACUCGCAGUCCAAGACGCAGCUGCUGCAGCACACGACGCUGCCCAACGGCAUCCGCCAGUUCAGCACGCAGAACCAGUUCCUGCGGCGCCUGCCGCACGUGCGCACGGCCGAGUCGCCGUACGGCAUCCUGGGCCUGGGCAGCGGCCAUCACACCUUCUCGAAGCUCCUGCACGAGCCGCUGGCCGUGAUGCCCAUCCCCGAGGACAGGGACUCCGCCAACUACUCCAUCAUCUCCGAGCAGGACCUCUACAUCACUCACUAGGCGCACGGACGACUCUUUGUACAUAGCGCGCGCGCACUGCCCUCUAUCGACAUGAUUAGUAGCAAAAUACUCUAGACUUUAAGGCGAAAAGCACUUGUAGAAAGAUUAUUGAGAGAAUUUGAGACAAAGACAAUUCUUUGCGGAAACCACAGUGUUGUUCAUAGACUGAAAAAGCGAUUCCGCCAAGGAAGAUGAAAGUUUUUCUUAACUAAUAUGCAUCACAAUUCCUUCUGCUUCUAUUUAUCAAAACAUAAUAUCAAUCGCCCCACCUUGAGAAAGAGAGAAAGAAAGAUAAAAACGGAUAAACUUUGUAAUGCUUUGCAGCUCUGCUUUCUGAAAAUGCCUGAUGUAUAAAAAAAAACAAAAUGGAAUUAAUCGUAGAACUUCAGCACUUUAUACAAAAAUCUUGGAAUAAAUCGCAAAGCCAAAAAGAAUAUCUUGAGAAAACCAUAAGAAAUAUAAUAUAAUGCAUAUUAAAAUAUUCAUAUACACUGUCUAAAAGCAUAAAAACCAUUUACUUUUGAUAGAAAUAUAGAGAAUGCGAAAUGAUGUGUCAUCACAAAACCCAACAAAAAGCUGAAUUUAACCAUCACGCCCAAGAGAACAUAUUUAAUCGUAAACUGUCUUUAUAUCGUAUAUAAAAUGAGAAACGCUGGACCCACUUUAGAGACAUCACUCGAAGCAUAUCCCUGAGGAAUCAUAUCUAAGCUUAUACAGUAUUUAGCAAUUAAACGUGAGCUAUUUAAGAGCCAUUCGCAAGAUGAGGAUUUAUGAGAGGAGAAAAUGAGACAAUUUUUAUACCGCAUUUUGAGCUGCAAUUUCAAUCAAUACAAAAUUGCACGAACUUUUUUAAUGCCAUUUUUCUAAUUAUAGUUGAAAAGCAUUUUUCAUACAAAAUUCUUUUCUACCUUUUUCCACGGAAAAUUUUAAAUGCAAGUUGCUGCAGGUGAAAUAAUUCUAAGGACAAAGAAGCGCAACAAGUAAAUAAUUAAGAGAGAGAGAGAGUGAGAGAAAAAAAUACCAAAAGACAAUAGAAAAAGAAAAUGCAUUUUUUGCAAAAUAUACAGAGAUUUUGCAAUUUUUUUUCACAUUAUUAAGUGUCCUGUAAAUAAUAAUUUGAUAAUUUAACUUACUUAGGAUGUUCUUUGUAAAAUGGUUUUCCUCAACGCAAAUUGACAAGAAAGAAAAAGAAAAAAAGCCCUUCAGAGAAAAAAAAAUCACUGCAAAGACUGAUUAGAAAAUAUUGUUUUUCAUCUCUAUAUUUGUUGUUUUUUUUCUGAUUGUGAGUGUAUUUUUUUCAUGAUCUUGCAAAAGAACAAUAAUUCAGUUGUAAAAAUCUUUUGUAGUGGAAAAAAAAAUUUUGAAUAAAGAACUGCCAAUGAAAGAAACUCAGAAGAUCAGAUUGAAAAAAAAGUGUUAAUUUAUAGGCAUAAAUAUACGAGAAAAAAAUAUCUUAUGUGGAACUCAUAAAGAAAUGUACAGAAUAUACCGUAAAAUAUUAUUAGAUAUUUAAUAACUAUUAUUGAUGAUAUUGAUACAAUAUUGAAUUAUACAAACAAUAAAAAUACCGAGAGUGAAAAUUGAAGGGGAGCGAAAACCAUGUAGUGAAUAUUAGCCGUAUGUGUAAAACCUAAACCCUAUUCUGUAUUAACUAAUUAUCUAAAUGUUUUGUAUAUUUAAAUAAAUUAUUGUAUA